AUGCCUGCACCCAAGAAUGUAUCGCAACUUCGUUCGUUCCUUGGCCUGAUCGGCUACUAUAGUGCCUUCCUACCAUCGCUGCAUGAUGUACGGGCCCCGCUCAACCGUCUGUUGAAGAAGGAUGCUCCCUGGUGCUGGUCUCCCGCCUGUGAAAAGGCCUUCGCCCUGCUAAAGUCGACGCUGAGUUCAGAUCUACUGCUCACGCACUACGACCCGACGCUGCCGAUCGUUGUUGCUGCAGAUGCUUUCAACCACGGAGUUGGUGCCGUCAUCUCACAUACUUUUCCUGAUGGGUCGGAAAAGGCGAUCAUGCAUGCAUCUCGCACGCUAACCCAUGCGGAAAAGAACUACAGGCAAAUAGAGAAAGAGGACCUAGCCCUAUUGUUUGCGUCAAGCAAUUUCACAAACUGUUGUACGGUCGCCACUUCACAUUUUUGGCGGAUCACGAACUAUUGCUGUCAAUCUUCGGUUCGAAGAAGGGCAUUAAUGUCUAUUCAGCUAGCCGACUUCUGCGAAGGGCAACCAUCCUUCUUGACUGCGAUUUCGACAUUCGCUACCAUCGUACUACAGACUUUGGUCAGGCUGACGCCCUUUCUCGCCUCAUCAGCAAUCAGCAGGAACCCGAGGAAGAUACCGUGAUUGCCGCUAUUUCGAUUGCGGACGGUGUGCGCCGUCAGCUAUCAGACGCCAUAGGAUGUAUCCCUGUCACUGCCUCGGACAUCCGACGUGCUACUGAACUGGAUCCUGUUCGCCGUCAGGCCAUCACCUACGUGCAGACCUGCUGGUCAACCACUGCUCUCCCUGGUGAUCUUCGUCAGCUCUUCCUCCGCCGAGCAUUGCUAUCUGUGAUUUACUCCUGCCUCAUGUUUGCGGACCCUGUGGUGAUCCCAUCUUCCCUCCGACCCACUGCGCUACGCCAGUUCCAUGCGGAUCAUCCUGAUACCAGCCGAAUGAAGUCAGUUGCUCGCAGUUUUGCUUACAGGCCGGGUAUCGACGGCGACAUCGACGACCUGGUUCGGCGCUGUUCCCGAUGUCAGCAAGCUGCCAAGAUGCCGCCUCUUCAACCGCCAGUAUCCUGGCAACUACCGUAA
Messenger RNA from Spirometra erinaceieuropaei, 1091 nucleotides. The record is from the annotation of a GenBank genome assembly. NCBI's taxonomy places the organism in Eukaryota, Metazoa, Platyhelminthes, Cestoda, Diphyllobothriidea, Diphyllobothriidae.